Lingula anatina is the source of this 1864-nucleotide messenger RNA. RefSeq lists its product as uncharacterized. Lineage: Eukaryota; Metazoa; Brachiopoda; Lingulata; Lingulida; Lingulidae. The record is from RefSeq and is a predicted model, not a curated record.
UUGAAAACAUAUUUUAAGCUUAGAGAAUUGAUAUUAUUGUAAAUUGAGACAUAAAAAGGGGAAAUAUCAUUGAGUGAAUUCUGCAUUUAUAAAAUUAUGGGAAAUUAUGAUUUAUUAUAGUACUACUAUAACUUGUUUUCACAGGAUUUGUUGGUGAGAAUUACAUGUUUAAAAACAGCAUGUUGCAGUGGGUAAACAUACUGACUUUUUUUAUGAUUUCAAUACACUUUCAGGAAGAACCUGCUGAGGGAGUACCUGUCCCUGCCAGUCUACCCAGACAUGUGUCCCCAUCACUUGGUAUGGUACAACACCACCCUGGUAUACCAUGCUGCAGACAGUACACGCCGUUUUCUUCAGUCUUCCACUGAGUUGUCUAGAUUGAUAGCAAGUCAGGCAGCUGUAAGUGUACUUGGAAAUGAGAUUUACACCCAGCCUUUUUCAUUUAUGGAAUAUAAAAGCAUGGAGGGAGAGAUGAUCAAACUCCUUGCUAAACAUUACAAAAACAGCACCUUCAUAUCCCUGCACAGUGAACUUGAGGAGGCAGAGAAACUGUAUCAGGAAACAUGGAAGAUGAAUGUCACCAAUAUUGUUAUAACCAGCCUUGCUGUGGACCAGGAUUUCACUACCAAAUUACUGCAGAGUCCUGAUUUUUUGAGAUACCAGUACUUUGGUGUUCAGGCUUUUCUGGACUCUGUUAUGACCAUGGGCGAUGAUGAAUUCAACCUGAUGGUUGGGCAGAUGAUUGCAAAUGGAGUCACUUCUUUCUUUCAGUUACCAUCAGCAGAGAUGCUGUCUUUGGCAUUUGCAACAUUCUUCCCAGAGUCUUUUACUGGUCGACCACUGAGGGGAAACGGGACUUUAGAUAGAAAGGACAUUUACUACCUGAAGCACCAUCCAGCCCCAGUAUUUGAAAAUGCUGAACUAAAGAUGCUGGGAGAGAGCGCAGAAGCAGAUGUGAACAUCAGUAUAAGUGCUGAGCUUCUUCAACCACCAUUUAUGCAGUCUGCAUCCUUCCCAUGGAAAAUGGUCCGUGUAGAUGUCAGGAACCUCACUGUCACAGUUAAUCAUCAUUUUGACUACCAGCUAGAUGGCCACGAUAGAAAGUAUACCCUCCACUGCCUGGCACAUAGUAAGUCCACUUAUGAGGUAUACCUUAUCAGGAAAGGGGAUGGAUUCAAGAUUCCAUAUGGGGAUGUUCAUGCUAUAUCUUUAAUUGCCCUUCUGAGAAUGGGAUUACUGGAGCCCAUAAAAACCAUGUUUUAUGAUCUGUUCCUGACACUGCCCUUCUAUGAAGAUAUGGCUCCAUGGAAUAUUGUGUUUCGCAGUGGUAGACUGGAAUAUAUAGAUUAUGACACCAAAGACUUCACUUUCAACAAGAUGGUGCCUGCUGCAUACCAGGUGAUGGCAAUGCUGAUGAAUUAUGAGAGAACUAUCAAUGAUUUUGGACAUUGUAAACAGCAUGGAAUAAACCAGUAUAACUUCCCCUAUGUAUCCCAUUGUGUAGGAAGUGACUAUGAAGGUCCAUGCAAAGAUUCAAGAUACCCUGUCCCAUGUGGUGACUAUACAUGUAAAAGCACAUACAUUGAAUGCUUGAAAUCUCUAAGUGAGCUAGAGAAAAAGAAAAUGGAGUGGAAGCAACAAAUGGUAGCCAACUUGAAAACUCCAGGUUUUGUAUACACAGGGCGACAGAAUCUCCCAUACACUAGUGGCCAGUGGUCAUUUGGACAAUUUGGUGCCAAAAAUCCACAAAAUGGAGCAUAUUUAAGACAAAGACCACCUCAGCAAAAAAGUUACUCAGGACCACAAUUUGCACAAGAUAAUCAAAGACGACGUUUUUGGUAAAAUUUAUCAAAAAUUCCAAAUU